AUGAAGGUACUUGUGGUAUUGCUAGGAUGGGCGAUUGUGACAUUGGCUGCACCCUCGCCGCAAUUCUACUAUCCUGCUUUUGGACUACGACCACAUGAACUAGGCUUAAUACCGGUGGCUGUGGUUCCGGGCGCGGCAUAUGUCCCAGUCGCUGUUCCCGUUCCAGUUCCAGUAGCACCUGUGGUACCCGUUGCUGCCGCUCCGGUAGUACCGGUCGUCCCGGCAGUUGGCAUUGAACCUCCAGCAUUCGGGGGUAGCAACGCCGAGGCCCAAUCGGCUUCAUUCAGCAUAGGGCUCGGAGGUAUAAGUGGGUCAUUCAGUAAAUCGGCGGCCAACUCGAAUUCGUUUGGCGGUGGCGGCUUUGGAGGAGGCGGCUCAGGUGCUAGUGCAGCUGCGCAGUCUGCUUCGUAUGAUGGUGGUUUCGGUGGAUUCGGAGGUUCAUCGUCCAAUGCAUAUGCGUCAUCGAACUCGUUCGGAGGCGGCGGUGGAUUUUUCCCAUUUUUUGGCUAAGUUUGUACAAAUCCAUUCGUCAUAUCCCCGCAAUGAUUAUUCAAAACACAUGUUCCGAAGCAACUAAGAUGCUUAUAUUACGACAUAAAUUUGAUACAAAUGCAGAACUUAUAAAUAAAAAAAU
Molecule: messenger RNA, 634 nt
Organism: Malaya genurostris
Lineage: Eukaryota; Metazoa; Arthropoda; Insecta; Diptera; Culicidae
Product: nuclear pore complex protein Nup98-Nup96-like
Exons: 4
Coding region: 1-510 (169 amino acids)
Source: RefSeq, a predicted model, not a curated record